AUGAGCCCUUCAGCAGUCGAAGGAAAUGGGGUCGCAGAUGUCAAGACGACUCUCAAGCCCAACAUUGGCGUUUACACCAACCCCAACCAUGAUCUCUGGGUAACGGCUGCUGAACCCUCUGCUGAGGCCGUCAAGUCCGGCUCCGACUUGAAGCAUGGCGAGGUCAGUGUUGCUAUCCGCAGCACUGGUAUCUGCGGCUCCGAUGUUCACUUCUGGCAUGCUGGUUGCAUCGGUCCUAUGAUCGUCGAGGGCGACCACAUCCUAGGCCAUGAGUCGGCCGGCGAGGUUAUCGCCGUGCACCCUUCUGUCAGCCAUCUCAAGGUUGGCGACAGGGUCGCUGUCGAGCCAAAUAUCCCCUGCGGUACCUGCGAGCCCUGCCUUACUGGCCGAUACAAUGGUUGUGAGAGCGUCCUGUUCCUGUCAACACCACCUGUUCCUGGCAUGUUGCGCCGAUAUAUCAACCACCCGGCUGUCUGGUGUCACAAGAUUGGAAAUAUGUCGUUUGAGAACGGCGCUCUCCUCGAGCCUCUCAGUGUUGCCCUUGCUGGCAUGCAGAGGGCUCAGGUCGCCCUGGGAGACCCCGUCCUGAUUUGCGGUGCUGGACCUAUCGGGCUGAUCACCCUUCAGUGCUGUGCCGCCGCAGGUGCUUCUCCUAUCGUCAUCACGGAUAUUUCAGAGAGCCGGUUGGCAUUUGCUAAGGAGCUCUGCCCUCGCGUGAUUACACACAAGGUCGAGCGACUGUCAGCUGAGGACUCCGCCAAAGCAAUUGUUAAGAGCUUUGGAGGUAUCGAGCCCAGUGUUGCUCUGGAGUGUACCGGUGUCGAAAGUAGUAUUGCCUCUGCCGUCUGGUCAGUAAAGUUUGGCGGCAAGGUCUUUAUCAUUGGCGUCGGAAAGAACGAGAUUAACAUCCCCUUCAUGCGCGCAAGUGUACGAGAAGUCGACAUUCAGCUACAGUAUCGUUAUUGCAACACCUGGCCUAGAGCUAUCCGCUUGGUUGAGAACAACGUAGUUGACCUCUCAAAGCUCGUCACUCACAAGUUCAAGCUUGAGGAUGCCAUCAAGGCGUUUGAGACGUCAGCAGAUCCCAAGAGCGGGGCCAUCAAGGUCAUGAUCCAGAGCCUGGAUUGA
Molecule: messenger RNA, 1128 nt
Organism: Fusarium odoratissimum NRRL 54006
Lineage: Eukaryota; Fungi; Ascomycota; Sordariomycetes; Hypocreales; Nectriaceae
Product: L-iditol 2-dehydrogenase
Exons: 2
Coding region: 1-1128 (375 amino acids)
Biological process (GO): D-sorbitol catabolic process
Molecular function (GO): L-iditol 2-dehydrogenase (NAD+) activity
Source: RefSeq, a predicted model, not a curated record